CAAUCAGCACAAUCACCAAACUUCACCACUCAUACACUAUACAUAAAUACCCCUUUCCACCUCCCUCCAUUCAUAAUAACAUAUCAUCUCUCUCAAGAAAAAAGAAGAAGAAGAGGCCAUAGCCAUGCCUGACCUAUCAAACCCAAAGAAGCUCCACAUAGCAAUGUACCCAUGGGUAGCCAUAGGCCACAUAACCCCCUUCAUCCACCUAGCCAACUCCCUCGCCUCCCGCGGCCACACAAUCUCCAUCCUCCUCCCUCAAAAACCCCUCCUCCAGCUCGGCCACCACAACCUCCACCCCUCCCUCAUCCACUUCCACGUCAUCACCAUCCCCCACGUCCCGGGCCUCCCCCCGGGCGCCCAGACCGCCUCCGACAUCGACAUCACCGACAAAGACCCCCUCGCCAUCGCCUUCGACUCCACCGCCCCCCAGGUCGAGUCCCUCCUCCUCUCCCUCCGCCCCGACCUCGUCUUCUACGACUUCGCCGACUGGAUCCCCUCCCUCGCCGCCUCCGUCGGCGCCAAAACCGUCUGCCACAACGUCAUCUGCGCCUCCUGCAUGGCCAUCGGCAUCGUCCCCUCCCGUCCCAUCCCCAAACACCGCCCCAUGACCGCGGAGGAGCUCGCCGAGACUCCCCCCGGCUACCCCUCCUCCACCGUCGUCCUCCGCGGCCAGGAGGCCCUCUCCCUCUCCUUCAUCGCCAUGGACUACGGCGCCUCCCGCUUCGACGCCCGGAUAACCGCCGCCAUGAGCCGCUGCGACGCCAUCGGCAUCCGCACCUGCCGGGAGCUCGAGGGGCCCAUGUGCGACUACUUGUCCGACCAGUACAAAAAACCGGUCCUGCUGACCGGUCCGGUUCUCCCUCCAGUUUCUGCCCAUGGGCAGAAACUGGAGGACAGGUGGGAAACCUGGCUAUCCAGUUUCCCGCCAAAAUCAGUGCUAUACUGCGCCUUUGGGAGUCAGAUGAUCCUGAAAAAGGAGCAGUUUCAGGAGCUGGUGCUAGGGUUUGAGAUGACGGGGCGGCCGUUCUUCGUGGCGGUGUCGAAGCCGCACGGGGCGGAGACGGUGGAGGAGGCGCUGCCGGAGGGGUUUUUGGAGAGGGUGGGGGGGAGGGGGGUGGUGCACGGGGGGUGGGUGCAGCAGGCGCAGAUACUGAGCCACCCCUCGGUGGGGUGCUUCGUCAGCCACUGCGGGUUCGGGUCGAUGUGGGAGUCGCUGCUGAGCGAUUGCCAGAUCGUGCUCGUCCCGCGGCUGGCGGAUCAGAUACUGAACACGCGCCUGCUGGCCGGGGAGCUGGAGGUGGCGGUGGAGGUGGCGCGUGGGGACAUGGGGUGGUUCUCGAAGGAGGACCUGUGCGCGGCCGUGGAGGCGGCGAUGGAGGAGGGGAGCGGCGUCGGGGAGGUGGUCAGGCGGAAUCAUGCAAAGUGGAGGGAGGUGUUUUCAGGGGAAGGCUAUAUGGAGAAUUAUAUUGAUGGCUUUAUCCAACAAUUGUACCAACUUUAGGGUUUUAAUUACUACUUUUAAGAUUUGUGAUUGUAUUAAUGUGUAAAGCAUGUCUUGAAAUUUGAUAUAUGCAUUAUAUGAGUGUUUGGCAAACAAUUGGACCAACACUUUUUUAGGCUUUGGUUGAGAUCUUGUUGUAAGGAGUAUAUGUGAAGUGGAGUUUAUGCAAUGUCUUUCUUAUUUAUGGAAACUAGACCAUUUACUCAUCA
Molecule: messenger RNA, 1713 nt
Organism: Salvia hispanica
Lineage: Eukaryota; Viridiplantae; Streptophyta; Magnoliopsida; Lamiales; Lamiaceae
Gene: UF3GT
Product: UDP-glucose:flavonoid 3-o-glucosyltransferase
Molecular function (GO): UDP-glucosyltransferase activity
Source: RefSeq, a predicted model, not a curated record